Misgurnus anguillicaudatus (oriental weatherfish) is the source of this 4480-nucleotide messenger RNA. It is a transcript of the gene l3mbtl1b, whose product is annotated as L3MBTL histone methyl-lysine binding protein 1b. NCBI's taxonomy places the organism in Eukaryota, Metazoa, Chordata, Actinopteri, Cypriniformes, Cobitidae. Gene Ontology annotation, molecular function: histone binding; chromatin binding; zinc ion binding. Gene Ontology annotation, biological process: negative regulation of DNA-templated transcription. Gene Ontology annotation, cellular component: nucleus. The record is from RefSeq and is a predicted model, not a curated record.
UGCGUUUUAUUAGGGCAAGUUAUGUACUAGGCUCCCCUGUGUCGGUUAAAGGUCCGAGCGACAUAAAACAGAGCAGCGAACUCUAAUAAUUUACAUACUUUAAACGUGUCGGCGGCCCUUUGCUAUCCUCCGCCAUUUUGUGUGUCAGUCGAAUGCUAAUAAUGGGCGCUCGCGCAUUGCACUUUAUUUAUGCCCAGAAUAAAUCCCGUCAUCAGUUGAAACAAACGUUUUAAUAAGUCUGAUAAUCAUUUCUAUCACAUACACGGGGUGCCAUCAUUGAACAGUCUGAGAUUUAGAUAUUUUUUUUGAUUUAUGAUAAACGACAGGUCAAGAACGUUAUUACAGUAUUACCCCAGUAUACGAAACGUACGUGCUUAAAUUAAGAUUUUCAGAUUUGAAAACAAAUUAAACUCGAUUAUAUGCCUUUUAACUUCUCGUCAUAAGUGUCUGCCCGCGUGCAACGCGCAUAUUUUAAAAGAUUCUUUAAAAACAAGGAAAAGCUAAACUUGUUCGUCUAACUUUACUUUUAUUCGCUUUUCCUCAUUAAUAACCUUCAAAGUAGCUUAUGGGUUUCAGUGACAUUCAAUAUACGUGAGUAGUUCACAACUAUUGAUUUCGUAAAUAAGUAUAAAUACAUAAAUUUGUCGUCGUCAAGUCCUUGAUGCAGUUUGUACAGCGAGAAGCUGCUAAUCGCCCUCCAGCGGACGUCUGUGAAACUGCACGCGACGCGCAGAGAAAGAUGGCAGACACAUCUAGCAACGAUGGUCCUGUCACGGGAUCAGAGUUUGACAUGAUGAGUGCUCUUGACUGGAAGGACGGCAUUGCCACACUGCCUGGCAGUGACAUUCGGUUUCGAAUGACUGAAUUUGGCACUCUGGAGAUUGUCACAGAGGUGGAGCCCAAAGAAAAAGGGGAGGAGCUUACAGACCCCAAGCCUCAAACUACAGCCACCAAAAACAUCAUCCCCAAAAGUCAUCCCCUCGAACAAACUAAACCUGCAGACAACAAAAGUCAGGCAGCAGUGGCCCAAUCAUCUACAGAUCAUCAGUCAAAUACUGUGGCCGACCCAGACAGGCAGGCAGCAGGCAGCAACACUAAGAGUCCCAAUACUGAGGAAAAGCCCAGCAUGAGCUUAGUACCCAAUGCAGUGGUUGCUCCUAUCACUGAGAUGGCAAACUGCAGGUCAUGUGGUCAUUCUGGUUCACAGGAGUCUUUUCUCCAGGGCAAAUUUUGCAGUGCUCCUUGUGUGCAGCCCACCAGCGGCAGGUCAACCCCGGGUGAGGCAGUCGAAGGAGAGCGUUUAGGUAAACGUGUGAGAAAGAAGAAGAAGAUGUUUAUGGAUUCUGGAGAUGAAGAGGAAGACAAUAUUGAUGAAGAGGAGGAAAAGGUUAAAUCGUCAAAAGGCAGACGAGCAGCUAAACUUGCUAGACUUGUAACAGCACCUCUUGUUAAGAAGAAAACUUGGAGUUGGUCAGCUUAUCUGGAGGAGGAGAGAGCAAUUGCUGCUCCCUUGAAACUUUUUAAGGAGCACCAGUCGUUUCCCCAGAGCAGGAAUGGAUUUAAAGUUGGCAUGAAGCUUGAGGGAUUGGACCCUUGUCAUCCUGCUCUCUUCUGUGUUUUGACUGUUGCAGAGGUGCAAGGUUAUAGAAUUCGACUUCACUUUGACGGCUACCCCGAAUGCUAUGACUUUUGGGUAAAUGCUGACUCGUGGGAUGUAAAGCCGCCAGGCUGGUGUGAGAAAAGUGGCCUCAAGCUAUUGCUGCCAAAAGGCUGCAAAGAUGGCGAGUUUAACUGGAACACAUAUGUUAAGAACUGUAGGGGUCAACUUGCUCCCAAACAUCUCUUCAAAUAUCUUAAUACAUCAGUCACACCAUCAGGAUUUCGUGCAGGGAUGAAGCUGGAAGCAGUUGACAGGAAGAACCCAUCACUCAUCUGCGUAGCAACCAUUGCUGCUGCCGCUGACAACCGACUUCUUAUCCACUUUGACAACUGGGAUGAUAAGUAUGAUUACUGGUGUGAUGCCAGCAGUCCAUACAUCCACCCGGUGGGUUACUGUGAGGAGGCAAAGCUAACACUUACCACACCUGCAGAGUAUAAACACGCAAAGAGUUUCUCAUGGGAAAAGUAUCUUGAAGAAACUGGAACCCAGGCUGCACCAGCUAGAGCCUUUAAACAGAGACCGCCACAUGGUUUUCAGACCGGGAUGAAGUUGGAAGCAGUAGACAAGCGAAACGCCAUGCUCAUCCGUGUUGCCACCAUUUCUGACGUAGACGACCACAGAGUCAAGGUUCAUUUUGAUGGCUGGAUUGAUGAGUAUGAUUAUUGGCUAGAUGCUGAUAGUCCAGAUUUGCACCCAGUUGGCUGGUGUCAGAAGACAGGUCAUCCUCUACAACAUCCUAAUGAAAUCGAGACUCAUCAGACCAGGCAACAUAUUUCCAGUUCUCAACUGUCCAAUUUUGGUCCCAGGGAUUCUCCAGUCCCUCCGGGGCAAGGCUGCCCUACACCAGGAUGCAAUGGUGUUGGACACAUUAGAGGACCUCGCUAUGGCACACACUACACAACGGUGAGUUGUCCAUACUCUGAUCUGAACCUAAAUAAGGACGGGCUGCUGCCGGACAGACUGAACGGGGAGAGACCGGUAACGCUCAGCGGACCUCCACGUCACCGCCGUGCAGAAACGCUCACGCAGACUAACACUCCCAGCUCCAGCACCCCAGAACCUCCUGACACCACCACAGAUGCCUGCCCACAAGCACGGCCUGUCGCUGCCCCCAAAUGUGUUAAACCACCUCAAGUGAAGCAGGAAGGUGAUGGAAAAGAUUCCCUGCAGCAGUUCCUCCAUGAGUCUGUGUUCUGCGGAUGGGAGCUGCCAAGAUUUCAGCUGUGCUCGGAGAAACAUGGCAAACUCCUGCCUGAAGCCUUAGGCCUCACUGCCAAGAGAGUGGCCAAGUGGAGCACAGAGGAGGUUGCAAGUUUCGUGAGAGGGUUACCUGGCUGCAGAGAGCAUGCUGCCACCUUCAGGAAAGAGCAUAUUGAUGGCGAGGCCUUCCUGCUGCUUACUCAAUCAGACAUUGUUAAGAUACUGAGCAUCAAGCUCGGCCCCGCUCUCAAAAUCUACAAUUGUAUCCUCAUGUUAAAAAGCGCAGAUGAGGAGUAGACAUGCACCCAUCAAACUGGAAACAAACUUCAAAGCAACUAAAACAUGAAAACAUGUUUAAAGGUUGCACUUGCCCCAAUCAUUAUGUUUAGGCCUUAGAGUAAUCAAAGUGCAGAUAAGCAAUUAAAUCAUUGGUCACAUUAGUUGAUUGAUGGACAAAUCAGCCAAUUGAACUGGAAGUGAUCAGUGAUCUUGACUUGUGGUAACUGUUCCAUAAGGAAUAACAAAACAUUUUUAUUUGAGUAAUCUGAUCCAUGUUAGACUCUAGGAGGGAGUACACUAUACUGAGGCACCUUACAAUGUAAAAAGUUGAAACUGGAUUCUUGAUAUUUAUGUUUUAUGGUUACUAAAAUCGGUGAUUGCGUUUGGUGCUGGAGGCACAAACAAAAGCCACAAAAGUGGAGCUUUUACUUGAAUUGUAAAAAUAAUUUUUUAAACUUUGCAGAAGAGCUUCACACUGACACUCAUCCCAAAUAAUCCAAAUUUGCCUGUUUGAGACCACUAGAGGGCAGUGGGAUUGUGUUUGUGUGUGCUUGUGUACGUGCGAGAGAGAAAGAGAGAGAAUGAGUGAGUGUUUUGCAAGCGUGUGUAAGAUAAAUGUGUGCUUGCAUCUAAUGUCAGGGAUUUCUUGCUCUGGGGUAAAUUUCUAGAGUUGAAUGUCUCAGUUUGUAUUUACUUCAGAUGAAAUGUGUUCUGUGAAAUGCAUUUGAAAAAUUGUAAAUGAUGAAACUGUAUAGUGAGUUGGUCAGUGUGCUAACUCGAUGGACAUGCUGCAAAUGGAAUUAAGAAUAGAAAUGUGUUGGUGUGUGAGUGGGUGUGUGUUAAGUCUACAAGACCCUGACAUUUGGCCUUGUACAGCCAUUCCUGAAAUAAGGUGCUUGCAUUUUUUGUUUGAUGAGUUCAGCCUUUUGAGUCACAAGGCUAUAUGCAUUUCUCUUGAUGUUGCCAAUGACUCCAGCUGUAAUUUGCUUAAUAACGCAUCUAUAAUUUCCAGAUGUGCUACAACUGCAUGAUAGAAGCACACCCGUUUUAUUUACUGCUUUGGAUUUGUAGUGAUUCUCAAGGUUAUGUUUACAUCUUUUCUGCUGGUUGUAUAAAACAAAUGAGUUCCCUGGAGAUAAUGUAAAUGAAUCUGGUGAUACUUAAAGGUGAAUGUACAAAACUUACAAUACUAAAUCAAAUAUAUUUCUGCAAGCUACCGUUGAUCUAUAAUCUGGUAUGAUUAAACAAUUUGGAGUGGUAUGGUUGGUGUCAGGUAUAAUGUGGGUUUGUGUUUCAUUGGAGUGUGUGUUUGUAGAUUAAAUUGCAGUCUCUCCAAGUAGA